GGCCAGUCACCCGCGUGCGGGCGUGGGUCCCGCUGCUCUCUCGGCGCCCCGCCCCGCCCGGCCCCGCCGUGGGACGGGUAACGGUUACCAAGCACUUUCUCAGGCGCGAUUUCUGCUUAGUCAUUGUCUUCCAGGAAACGGUCCCUUCAGUUGGGAGUCAACUCUCCGGCGGCGGCCGCAGUAGCAGCUGCAGCCGCCGCGACCAGCGCGUCCUUCCCGGGCCACCGCUCCGCCACCGUCCGGCCUCCCUCGGUCCCGAGCGUAGGCCGAGGUCCCGCCGCGUGGGGCGGCCAGCCUCGCGCUCGGCUCUCCGGCCUCGGGCACCGCGUCCUGCGGGGCGGCCUCCUUCCUCGCCUGUGGCCCCGUCGCCGCCUGGCCCGCCUCCGUCGGCCGCUGCCAUGGGCACCGACAGCCGCGCGGCCGGGGCGCUGCUGGCGCGGGCCCGCACCCUGCACCUGCAGACGGGGAACCUGCUCAACUGGGGUCGCCUGCGGAAGAAGUGCCCGUCCACGCACAGCGAGGAGCUUCGAGAUUGUAUCCAAAAGACCUUGAAUGAGUGGAGUUCCCAAAUCAGCCCUGAUUUGGUCAGGGAAUUUCCAGAUGUCUUGGAAUGUACCGUCUCUCAUGCAGUAGAAAAGAUAAAUCCUGAUGAAAGAGAAGAAAUGAAAGUUUCUGCAAAACUCUUCAUUGUAGGAUCAAACUCUUCAUCAUCAAUGAGAAAUGCAGUUGACAUGGCCUGUUCCGUUCUUGGAGUCGCACAGCUGGAUUCUGUGAUCAUUGCUUCACCUCCUAUUGAAGAUGGAGUUAAUCUCUCCUUGGAACAUUUGCAGCCUUACUGGGAAGAAUUAGAAAACUUGGUUCAGAGCAAAAAGAUUAUUGCGAUAGGUACCUCCGAUCUAGACAAAACUCAGUUGGAACAGCUGUAUCAGUGGGCACAGGUAAAACCAAAUAGUAACCAAGUUAAUCUUGCCUCCUGCUGUGUGAUGCCACCUGACUUGACUGCAUUUGCUAAACAAUUUGACAUACAGCUAUUGACUCAUAAUGAUCCAAAAGAACUGCUUUCUGAAGCCAGUUUCCAAGAAGCUCUUCAGGAAAGCAUCCCUGACAUCCAGGCGCAGGAGUGGGUGCCCCUGUGGCUACUGCGGUACUCCGUCAUUGUUAAAAGCAGAGGAAUUAUCAAAUCCAAAGGCUACAUUUUACAAGCUAAAAGAAGGGGUUCUUAACUAAGACUUAGGAUCGUAAUCUACUGACUUGUAUUUCCUUGAAUAUAAGAUAAAAUUGAGAUGUAUAAAAAUCAGUUACUGCUUGUAAAUGAUGUCAUGGAGGCUGAUAUUCUUCAGUUAUAUUUGACAACGUGUUAUCUGUCAAGUUUUGAAUACUUUUCUUGCCUCCAUAUCAGUUUACUCAUGUGUUUUCAUUAAACUAUUAUUUUCUAACUGAAAUUGCCUAUAAAGAAAAUACUUGCAAUAUAUUUUUCCUUUAUUUUUAUGACUAAUAGAAAUCAAGAAAAAUUGUUGUUAGAUAUAUUUUGGGCUUAGGUAUCAGGGUAAUGUAUAUACAUAUUUUUUAUUUCCAAAAAUUAACUAAUGGCUUCUUAUUCUAUAGUGUAACUAAGCAAUUUAAUUAUAAUUAUAAAAACUGAAAUACUGGAAGAUAUUUUUUCUGUUAUUGAUAAGAUGAUUAUAUCCCAGAGUAACUGGAGUGGCUUGGAUCUACUAGUAGGAUAGGUAAAAUUCAUUUCUUCAAUACAUGAAUGAAAACUUAAACUUAACUGUCCUAGCUGUAGUUUACCUAUAAUGAUUUAGUAUUCUAUUGCUGUGCCAUAUUUUCCUUGCUGUUAUUUCCAAGACAAACCAAAGUAAAUCUGAAAAAGACUAGAAGCUUUUAAAUUAUUAUUUGGGGGUUUUAUAAAAGCAACUGUUAUCAUCUCCAGAUUCUUUUUAAUACUUGAUCCAUCCUUAAUAUUUUGCUGUUCAUUCAAGAAUAUUCAAUAAGUAUUGAGUGUUUAUCAUGUGCUGGGCACUGUGGGCUCUGGGGAGAAGGGGGGGUCACAGAAAGUCAGAAUCAGUUGAGUAAAAUAUGUAACAUUUGCUCCUCACUAAUAACUGACUCAUAGGGACCAACAGCCAGAAAAGAGUGAAAAAAAUCUUUAAUUCAAGGGCAACAUUGUCUAUUUAGACAACUUUUUUUGAGACAUGGUCUUAACUAUAUUUAAAAGCAAAAUGAUAUAAUCAACACUUUAGAACUAGGAGAGGUUAUAGAUUGUUUAUUAUAAUUCUUCAUUAGUUUAAGAACCAGAAAAUAGCAAAUAAAUAAGGUAUGGCCUUUGAUAUAGACUAUAGGUCUCCCUAGUUCUGUAAAUUUGUAUCUGUAACCCAAAUAGUUAGAAAAGUUCUUCAAAAACCUCUUGUAUGUCAAUCAGUACUUUUAAACCAUGUUUAUUUAAAAAAAAAAAAAAACUACCAUAACGUGCCUGGUGGCUCAGUCAGUUUAGCAUCUUCCUUCCGCUCAGGCCAUGAUCCCGGGGCCCUGAGAGUGAACCCUUCAUCAGGCUCCCUACUCAGCAGCGAGUCUGCUUCUCCCCCUGCCCCUACCCCCUGCUUAUGCUCUCUCUCACUUUCUCUCAUGAAUAAAUAAUAAAAUCUUUAAAAAAUAAACUAAUAUAUAAAACUAAUUUUGCUCAAGUUUUUUCAACUUAAAAGAAAAGUGUUCCAUACUCAAAUACACUAGGGGCACCUGGGUGGUGCAGUUGGUUAAGUGUUGGAGUCUUGGUUUGGCUCAGGUCAUGAUCUCAGGGUCAUGAGAUCAAGCCCCACCUAGGGCUCUGACUCUCAGUGCCAGAAUCUGCUUGGGAUUCUCCCUUUCCCUCUCCCUCUGCCCCAGUGCAUGUGGGUGUGCUCUCUCUCUCUCUCAAAUAAAUAGAUCUUUAAAAAAAAAAAAGGUAAAUACACCAGACUUUUCCUAUCCUAAAUAAGGUUUUGUAGUUUACUGUUUGGAUAAUUUGAUCAUUAAAAUUAUAACAUAAAUUCAGCUGACUUACUUGCUAUAAAAUUCAUUUAGACUUAGACCGUCCUAAAGCCUUAUUUUAUAUUAAUUGUAUGUAAUGUUGUUGAAUAUAUAUAGUUAACUUUUUAUUUGGAAAUGUGCAACACUUUUUCAUACAACCUAAGUCUUUAAAUGCUCAUUUUUUAAUUUAAGCCUAAACAGUGAAUUGGUCAAGAUAUUUUAAGAGGGAACUUUAUAUCACAUUUAUUCCUUUUUAAAACCCUAGACUUAAAAAAUGGAUUGUUUAAAGGGUUAUUUUGAAAAUAAAAAAAAAAACAACUUAUGUUACUAAUUGAUCCAUAUCUCUCUUCUCUUGACAAAGAAACAAGAUUAUAGAUUCAUUUUGUGAGGGGAUCAUGUAUGUAUGGAAUUUUAAAAUUAGUUUUUUGUAUGUUUCAUUUCUGUACCUUUAAUUUCUGUUAUUGAAUAACCAUUUUUUAAAAAAUGAUUUUUUCAAGACUUGACAAAUUUCCAAGCUGGUGUUCACAUCUUUUUUUUUUUUUUUUUGUAAACUAUCAGAAUAUAGUGAAUGCUUUUCAAGUAUUUGAGGACUUAAUGUUUAAAAAGCCAUAAAAUAAAGAACAGUAAUACUACCAAAUAAUCGCUUAAAUCUGAAAGCUAAGUUAUCAAUAGUGUAUAUAUAACAGAUAUGUCUUCUGGGGAGAGAUGUAUCCAAUGACUCAAGGUAGAAAGAAUUUAUAUAAUUGGGUUUUUUUCCAGUAAACAUGAAAAGAAGCUACAGUCUAUUACAUUUCCAAAAUACACUGGAGCCUUACAUUAACACAAUGUACUGUAACUUAGAAUUUGUUCUGUAAUGAGUCUAUCUUAUAUUCUCAUUCAAGAAACUGUAGUCACCAGAAAGACCAAGAUGUCUUAUAAAAUAUGUUCACAUGGUGUAAAUUUUGCAGACUACCUUGUGCCAGUAUGCUAGAAGAGUAUCCGUUUAGAGAUAGCCAGUGCUAGAUUGGAUCACAAAUAGCUAAUAAUUUAAACAGCUAUGUGUGGAAUGGGAAAUAAAGUUACUCUAUUUUGAAUGAAUGGUCAAACUUCUCCCUACCAGAGCCAACUAGUAACUCAGUUUUCAGUAAUAAAAGGUCUAAGAUUCAUUUAAUUACAUCUCAUUUUUGAACAAAGCUUUCUUCCAACUUUUCCACCCAGCAUUUUCGGUAUUGGGGAAGUGAAAUGAUCAACAGUUCAUCUCUCUGCCAAUUGUACAUUUAGAGAAAUUUGAAGUUGUUUUAAUGAGAAUUUCAACCAUUUGUUUUCAUAAUCAAAUAUACCAACUUAUGAUUCUGAACAUAUUUUUUUAAAGAUAACUUCCUAAUAUACCAGAACUUGUACCUGUCAUUUCCCCAUAAAGUUGUUGAUGGGAUAUGUCAUAUUUUUGAAAACUGUAACAUAACUUUUGUUAAUAUUUUUUAUAGUUUUCAGAAUUAGAAAUACACUUAGGACAGGAAAAUGUUUUCAUUAGAUAAUUCUACUUUUAUGUGUCUAUAAUGGUGUAUUAUAAAUUACAGGCAAAAUAUAAAGCAUUAAUAGAUAUUUAUAAUAGUCUUUAAUUUCACCUAUAUUUUGAGUAUUAUGAAUUACUUAAUUAAAAUAAAGUGUAUUGUAUAUUGUUUGAGUUGUUUGAAUAGUUGAAAGCAUUCUGGAGUAUUAUUGAUUUUGACCUAUUUGAACUCAAAUUGAGUAUGAUUUGAAAAUAAAUUAUGAAUAAUUUUUAAAUAUCCAAGCCAUAAAGCUAUUCAUGCAUUCAUUCAUUCAAAGAUUUAUCAAAAGCUUACUAUAUGCCAGCAACUGUAAGAUAUUGGCAGACAGACACAAAUAAUAAAGAACCCCUGUCUUCAAGGAACAUAUGGUAUAUGUGGUGGGGGGAGAGAGAUCUGUACAUGAACAAGAGCAAUAGAGGCCAUCUGUUAAUGAUCAAAGUGGGGAAAAGGGAUUGGGGGCAUAUAGAAGGAAGUGGGGCUAGGGAAUGUUUACUGCUAGGAGGCUCCCCUUGAAAAAAAUUAGCCUUAGAGUAGGAUGAGACAAUGAGUGGAUAUUCUGACAGAGACCUUUGUUUGCCUUGUUUGUAAAUAGGCUUUUACUGAAUAUGAACAAUUUAUAUGUAAACUUUAGAAAUUCAGUGAAAACACUUUCUUAAAGAGCUUGCCCUAUGGAGAGAAAAGUACCGCUUCUGUUGAGACAAGAGUGAGUAAGGUUGGAAAUGUAAUAUUUUACCUUAAACAAAAAAAAGAGAGGCUAAAACUUAUCCAAAUCCCCCAAAUAGAAUAUGGCUGUUAUAGUCUCACUCCCAGAAAAGCCAAACAAAACUUUAAUAUGUAUCUCUCAACAGUGAAUAAAUGUAUAAAAUGUCAUACAAGA
Lutra lutra (Eurasian river otter) is the source of this 5412-nucleotide messenger RNA. RefSeq names its product glutamate-cysteine ligase modifier subunit (gene GCLM). NCBI's taxonomy places the organism in Eukaryota, Metazoa, Chordata, Mammalia, Carnivora, Mustelidae. Gene Ontology annotation, cellular component: glutamate-cysteine ligase complex. The coding region runs from base 399 to 1223 and encodes 274 amino acids. The record is from RefSeq and is a predicted model, not a curated record. Gene Ontology annotation, molecular function: enzyme regulator activity; glutamate-cysteine ligase catalytic subunit binding. The transcript has 7 exons. Gene Ontology annotation, biological process: glutathione biosynthetic process.